Messenger RNA from Coregonus sp. 'balchen', 7713 nucleotides. The record is from the annotation of a GenBank genome assembly. Lineage: Eukaryota; Metazoa; Chordata; Actinopteri; Salmoniformes; Salmonidae.
AUGGCGGCGACCGGUGGCGCCAAGCUUCUAUCAAGAGCAGGUAAGAACUCGCGAAUAAAUCAAUAAUCAGAGAACCACGAACAAAUGUUCAACCAAAGAUGGCGAAUGAGCGAAAUGAAAACAAUGCCCUGACCUGUUCACCGGACGUACUACCUUGUCCCGGACCUGCUGUUUUCGACUCUCUCUACUGCACCUGCUGUCUCGACCUCUGAAUGCUCGGCUAUGAAAAGCCAACUGACAUUUACUACUGAGGUACUGACCUGUUGCAUCCUCUACAACCACUGAUUACUAUUUGACCCUGCUGGUCAUCUAUGAACGUUUGAACAUCUUGAAGAACAAUCUGGCCUUAAAUGGCCAUGUACUCUUAUAAUCUCCACCUGGCACAGCCAGAAGAGGACUGGCCACCCCUCAGAGCCUGGUUCCUCUCUAGGUUUCUUCCAAGGUUCCUGCCUUUCUAGGGAGUUUUUCCUAGCCACCAUGCUUCUACAUCUGCAUUACUUGCUGUUUGGGGUUUUAGGCUGGGUCUCUGUAUAGCACUUUGUGACACCUGCUGAUGUAAAAAGGGCUUUAUAAAUACAUUUGAUCAUAGAACUUCAAAUAAAAAGAUGACAUCCUCUGAGAAGCACUAUUACACUGAUCAGAGGAUGCAUGUUCCAUAACGUGAGGUUGACAGCUGUAAUCUAUACUGACAGUUGUGUUUUGAAAUAAAGCUACAUGUCUUUGGAUAGACUUUAGACCUAUGGGAUUGACAGGCUUGACGGCCUGUCAGGUGGGUUCAGCCUUUGGCAGAUGUUAACAAACAUGGGGCGCCUGUCCUGUCUGUACCUUGUAGAAGUGGCCCUUGACGAAAUAUCUAGGAUCAGUACUCUCCCCCUAUCCUAACCUUUGCCAUUAGGGUGGAAACCAGAUGUACUAUCCUUAGAUCCGUUUCUGGGAAAGGCUGACAUUUGCAAAUGCUGUCUCAAUUUGCAUUGAGUUGAUUAAUACAGGCCUCAUAUUGAGUCAAAUCAAUCAGUGUCAAAUUCACCUGAUUUUCACGUGACUGUUCCAUUAGUUAAGCUGCCUGCAGACCAUGAGUGGAUGAGCUAAUAUUUAAUGAUAUGACUUUCUAUUAGAAACUCUCUUGGAGAGUCUAUAAUGGAAUGACUGUCUGUAGUCCAGAGCCAUAUACUGUAGAUGUCUGGUGUGUCAUAGUUCUAUUUUGACUACAUUACGCCUUAUUGGCUUAUAACAUUAUCUUCGCUCUGUAAUUGGUGCGUGUGUACCACUGGAAUACUCCACAGGGACCCACAAGCAGUGCUAUUAGGAUAUCAUGUACUAGAGGAGAGCACUGUGUCUGUGUUUGUUUAUGUGUGUGUAUGUAUGUGUGUGUGUACUUUGUGAGUGUGAGUGGGUUUAAAGAUAAAAAGUGAUAUACUGUUUAGCAAUUUUCAUAUUGGGCAAUUUAGGUGUUUUGUUUCCUUUGUAGUCUGAUUAUCUGAAUGUGUGUCUGUCUCUUUCCAGGGUUGGGGGGUUUCCUCCAGAGGAGGUGUGGUCUGUGGGGUUGUGGCUCACCCUGGGGUGUCCAAUCCCAGCAGCACCGGCAGUUCUUCUGGAGGAAGUGGAAGAGCUCUCACAGUGUAGUCAGACAGGCUGUCAUCAGACCAGCCUACUCAGUGCCCAAGGUAGGUACAGUAUGUACUCAAUAUUUACAUUUUAGUCAUUUAGCAGACGCUCUUAUCCAGAGCAACUUACAGUUAGUGAGUGCAUACAUAAAAAAAAAAUGUUUAUACUGGCCCCCCAUCGAACCCACAACCCUGGCGUUGCAAACGCCAUGCUCUACCAACUGAGCUACAUCCCUGCCGGCCAUUCCCUCCCCUACCCUGGACGACGCUGGGCCAAUUGUGCGCCGCCCCAUGGGUCUCCCGGUUGCGGCCGGCUACGACAGAGCCUGGAUUCAAACCAGGAUCUCUAGUAGCCUUAGACCACUGCGCCACUCGGGAGGCCAUCACUGUCUGGCCUUUCUCCUGCAUUUCAAAGAUAUAAUGUUUAAUUUUUUUUAACAGAUGUUUAUUUGAUUGUAUUAUCUUUUACCAGAUAUAAUGUGUUAUAUUCCCCUACAUGAAUUUCACAUUUCCACAAAUUCAAAGUGUUUCCUUUCAAAUGAUAUCAAGAAUAUGCAUAUCCUUGCUUCAGGUCCUGUGCUACAAGCAGUUAGAUUUGGGUAUGUCAUUUUAGGCGAAAAUUUAAAAAAAGGGUCCGAUCCUUAACUGGUUAAUUAAGGACAAAAAAUAAACACCACCACCACCAUGCUUGACCUUUGGUAUGAUGUUCUUACUGUGGAAUGCAGUGUUUGGUUUUCGCCAGGCAUAAUGGGACCCAUCUCGUCCAAAAAGUGGACUCAAGUUUGCCAAAAAGCACCUGGAUGAUCAUCAAGACUCUUGGAAGAAUGUUCUAUGGACAGAUGAUUCAAAAGUAUAACUUUUUGGACGACAUGGUUCCAGUAAUGCCUGGCGAAAACCAAACUCUGCAUUCCACAGUAAGAACAUCAUACCAAAGCUCAAGCAUGGUGGUGGUGGUGUGAUGGUUUGGGGAUGCUUUGCUGCCUCAGGACCUGGACGACUUGCCUUAGUAGAGGGAACCAUGAAUUCUGCUCUGUAUCAGAGAAUUCUACAGAAGAAUGUCAGACCAUCCGUCUGUCAGCUGAAGCUGAAAUGCAGCUGAAUCAUGCAGCAAAACAAUGAUCCAAAACACACAAUCAAGUCUACAUGAAAAUUGCUAAAAAGCAACAAAUUGGAAGUUUUGGAAUGGCCUAGUCAAAGUCUAGACCUAAUCCCAAUUGAGAUGUUGUGGCAGGACUUGAAACGAGCAGUUCAUGCUUGAAAACCCACACGUCACUGAGUUAAAGCAGUUCUGCAUGGAAGAAUGGGCCAAAAUUCCUCCACAGCGACGUGAGAGACUGAUCAACAACCACAGGAAGCAUUUGGUUGGAGUCAUUGCAGCUAAAGGUGGCACAACCAGUUAUUGAGUGUAAGGGGGCAAUUACUUUUUCACACAGGGGAAUUGGGUGUUACAUAAAUUUGUUUAUGAAUAAAUGAAAUAAAUAUGUAAUUGUUGUGUUAUUUUUUCACUUAUGUUCCCUUUAUCUAAUAUUAGGUUUUGGUUGAAAAUCUGAUAACAUUCAGUAUCACAAAUAUGCAAAAGUAGAGAAAAUUAGAAAGGGGGCAAAUACUUUUUCAUAGCACUGUACACUCUCAAGCAGUCAGUAAACAAUACACCGAAAAAUAGAAAACACAUUGUUCAAAACAUACAGUUCUCAGGGAGAAGUACAUUUUAAAUCUCAAAACAAAUUUAAUAUUUUUCUGUCAUUGUCUUUUGAUGAACGAAAACAUGUUCUAUCAUAGUAGCUCAAAAUUGAUCAGAAAUUACUACUCUGCUUUGCUCUUUGCAAUUUUGUUUGUUGUUCUUCCUCCUCUUGUACCCCUAUUUUUACAGUACUGUACCCUGCAUCUCACAAACUUGUCCUUUGUCUCUGUGAUACUGUAAUUCUUGUUCUUUGUUGAUAUGAACCUGCAACCAGUCAAAAUCUAUUGAGCAGUCAGUACUGUUAACAAAUGGAAAGCACAAUGUUCAGGGCCAUACAAUUUGUCCAUUGUACAGUAUACAGCCUACAAUGCACUGUACUACAGUAUACAAUACUAAAAGGGACAAAAAUCAAAGGAGUAAACAUGUGAUCAAUGUGCUUCUUCUUGUCUUUGGGCUGGGUCAGGCCAGAGCACUUCGUCGACAUCACAAGCAAUAUUGUCCCUCCUGAGGCAACGGGGGAAGAAGCCUCUUGUGUGCCGUAUCCAGCCCUGACAUGAUUCCUCACCUAUAUCACCACAGGCUAAAUCCAUGGCUUGCAGCAGAUUUACUCUGGUGUAGGGUUGUCUAUCAUACACUUUCCAUCUCCAAGAGGAGAAAAACUCCUCAAUCGGAUUCAGGAAAGGCGAGUAUGGAGGGAGGUACAAGUUCAUAAACUGCCCAUUGAUGUAAAACCAUUCCCUUACCUGAGCAGCUCGGUGGAAACUGACAUUGUCCCACACUAUCACAUAGGUGGGAAUGGGAUUCUCAUUUAGCUCUUGACCCUGCUGCUCUUGAACCUGCUGCUCAAAUAAAAUAUCUCUUAGAUUGGCAAUAAAUCUUAGAAGGUGCUGGGUGUUAUAUGGCCCGAGUGUAACAUGGUGAUGUAGAACACCAUGGUUGCUGAUAGCAGCACAGAUUGUGACGUUGCCACCUCGUUUACCAGGGACUUCAACAAUGGCCCGCUGUCCAACCAUGUUUCGGCCUCUCCUUCUCCUCUUUGUUAGAUUGAAGCCUGCUUCAUCGACAAAGAUUAACUCAUGGGGUCUGUCCAAGGAUUCCAAGUCAAAUAUUGUCUGUGUAGAAAUACAAUAUACUGUAUGUAGGAUUUUGUAAGUCGUACAGAGACAGUGCUAUCCUGUAGAGUACAAUUAGGCCUACUGUAUGCACUUCUGAUUCACAUACAUUGUAUGUACUGAAGAGUAAUGUCAUUCACAUAGUAUGUGUUAGUACUAUAGACAAUCUGGAUUACAGUAAAUGUUUCUGAAUGUACACUUACUUGCACAUACUGAGCUCGCAGUUCUUUCACCCUUGGUGAGUUGCGCUCAAAGGGUACUCUGUAUACUUGUUUCAUUCGCAUCCUGUUACGAUGGAGGACACGGUCAAUUGUGGAAAUGCUCACACUGUCGAUUCCCUGGAAGUGUGUGUUGUCUUAUAUCACUCGUUCCUGGAUUUCUCUGAGUCGUAUUGUAUUAUCUUGAAGGACCAUGCCAACUAUAAUGGCCUCUUGCUCCCGAGUGAAUAUAGCUGUCCUUCCACCUGCAUGUGGCAGCCUUGCAAUUCUUCAUGCAGUACAAUACAUACAGUGAUUAACUUUUUACAAAUGUCUAUUGAAACAGCUGCAUAUAGUGUAGUACAGUACAUUUGCAAUUACAAAAAUACAGUAGUAUACUGUACCUGUUCUCUUCUCUGAAUGUCCUUACUAUGGUGGACACAGAAAAUCGUCUCAAAUUGGGUUGCACUCUAAGUCCUGCUUCCCUCAUUGUCAGUCCAUGGACAAGAACAUGGUCUAUGACUGUUGCUCGAAUUUCAUCAGAUAUUUCCACUCUUUGUCUUCCUCUUCCUCUUCGUCCUCCUCUUCGUCUUUCUUGCCCUCCUCCUCCUCUUCCUCCUCGUCGCCCACCUCGCAUACACACUCGUCCUCGUCCUCUCACAUUGUUUCUUCUAUCCAUUCUCAGACUUUCUCCUUCCCACCUUCAACAACCUGUUUGCUCUCUGAACUGGCUUAUAUUGGUUGUGUUGCAUCAUUUGAAACAGGUUAAAUAAAUGUUGAGUGGUUGUGUUCAAUCAAUGACAUGUGUUCUCUAUUUGUAUUUGAUUGUUGCCACUUGUGUUUACCAGUAUGGAUGACAUGUACAUUAGAGUGCAGAAUGUGUUUUGAGAAUGUGUUUAUAGUUUUGCUGAAAAGUCUUAAGUGAGAUCUGCAAAUUGUGUUUUACCAUGUGAAAUGGUUUAAGGUAUUGACAACAGACUGCAUAAUUAGCUAAAUUAGUCCAGGCAACUGAUAACUUUGUUCAGCCAAUGGGUUUUAGUGUUUUAGCAAUUGAGAAAAACUGUAAUAACGUCAUAUCUUUCACCUCUGACUCCCAGAUUGGCAUGAUGACAGAUGAGAUAGAUUUCAUCGUCCACCAGGAGACGAUUCGUCACAACGCAUACCCCUCCCCCCUGAGAUACGGGGGGUUCGCCAAAUCAGUCUGCACCUCUGUCAAUAAUGUGGUCUGCCAUGGAAUACCUGACACCCGGCAACUGCAAGAUGGAGACAUUAUCAACGUUGAUGUGACUGUGAGUUUUACCCCCUUCACACACACACACGGCACGAUCCACUGUUCCACAUUCCUUACCCCCCUAACCCCUUCUUCAGGUCUAUCUGGAGGGUUACCAUGGUGACACCUCAGAGACAUUCCUGAUUGGCUGUGUGGAUGAGGUGGGGCGAAAGCUAGUGAAGACAGCCAUGAAGUGUAGAGAUGAGGCCAUUGCUGCCUGUAAACCUGGGGCUCCACUGUGUGUUAUAGGUAACACUAUCAGGUACACACACACACACACACACACACACACACACACACACACACACACACACACACACACACACACACACACACACACACACACACACGAUACCUCUGUUGUUUUGUAUAAGCUACUGUCCCUCACUUCCUCCUACAGUGAUAUAGCCCACUCCAAUGGUUUCCAUGUGUGUCCCUACUUCAUUGGACAUGGCAUAGGCUACUACUUCCAUUGCCAUCCUGAGAUCUGGCACCAUGGUAAGAGUUGGUAUCUCACAGCAAUCCUAUAGUUUUAUAUGGUCCCACUCAUUCACCAUUACCUAGAGUUAGGGUUGCAAAAUUACAGGAACUUUCAAUACAUUCCUGGUUUUCCUGAAAUCCCGGUUGUAGGAAUAGGUAGGAAAUCCGGAAUCCUCCAACCAGGAUUUCUGUAAAACUAGGGAAUGUAUUGAAAGUUCCAGGAAUUUUGCAACCCUACCUACAGUAUAUUGGACCUAAAUAUAACUUUCUCAUUUAUCUGACAGCUAAUGACAUUUACAUUUUAGUCAUUUAGCAGACACUCUUAUUCAGUGCAUACAUUUUUAAUUUUUAUACUGGAAUCGAACCCACAACCCUGGCGUUGCAAACGCCAUGCUCUACCAACUGAGCUACAUCCCUGCCGGCCAUUCCCUCCCCUACCCUGGACGACGCUGGGCCAAUUGUGCGCCGCCCCAUGGGUCUCCCGGUCGCGGCCAGGAUCUCUAGUGGCACAGCUAGCACUGCGAUGCAGUGCCUUAGACCACUGCGCCACUCGGGAGGACAAAUGACAAUGAUAUGACCAUGGACGAAGGGAUGACUUUCACUAUAGAUAGGUCAGUUACAUUUCCUAUGUCUAUCAGUGUAUGUUAUAGGAAAACUCAACCCAAAAACUAUCUUUUGGUAUUUGUUUCAUUAGUCCAAUGUUGAUAUAGUCCCAAAAUGUUUUGCAUGUCAGCAGUCAAGUUUCCAAGAUAUAUAACUUUCAAAAUACAGAAAUACAGCCAUUAUGAUGCAUUUUACAUCAUUUGAUGAAUAGGAGUGUGUGUAUCUAGCUGCAUGUGUGUUAAAGGGAUAAUUUGGGAUUUUGGCAAUGAUGCCCAUUAUCUACUUCCCCAGAGUCAGAUGAACUUGUGGAUACCAUUGUUAUGUCUCUGUGUCCAGUAUGAAGGAAGCUAGAGGUAGUUUAUCGAGCCAAUGCUAACUAGUGUUAGCGCAAUGACUGGAAGUCUAUGGGUAUCUACUAGCAUGCUAGCAGAUACCCAUAGACUUCCAGUCAUUGUGCCAAAAUCCCAAAGUAUCCCUUUAAAGUUAAAUCUGUGUAUGCAGAGCCCAUAUUGAUGGAAGGAUCAUCAGAGUUCAGAAUCCUGAAGGACAAGUGGACAGCAGUGUCUGCAGACGACAAGAGGUAGGCCACUUACAGCCUACAUACGACUGACAUAAAGGGUUAUAGCCCAAAGUGUCACUGAUGCCCCCGGCAUAACCUGUGUGUGUGUGUGUGUGUUCAGAUCACACGGUAAUCAUCACCUCUGACGGUGUGGAUAUUCUCACCAAACUACCCGAGGAGGACGAGCCAUCACCAAUAGGAGUCUAA